UUAGAAAUUUAACAUGAAAAUUUAUCUUUAUUCCUCCAUUUUUCUAGACACCCCCAGAGAGAAUAACAUUCGGACCGAGCUCAAGCUUAAUGGAUAGAACCGGUCAACCGGUGACCGAAAUAAGAAUUUUUCCCAUUUAAAUCGACAAAAUUGCACCUCCCAAACGAACGAUGGCAAAGGAAUACGACUAUCUGUUAAAGGUUCUGCUGGUGGGCGACAGUGACGUCGGGAAGCACGAGAUUCUCUCCGGACUGGAGGACGCCUCCUCGGAGAGCCCCUUCUGCAGCGGAAGUGGUGCCGGUUACAAAACGACAACCAUCCUAUUGGACGGCAAACGGGUGAAGCUUCAAGUGUGGGACACAUCCGGCCAAGGCCGGUUUUGUACAAUAAUCCGAUCGUACUCGAGGGGCGCCCAGGGCAUCAUUCUGGUGUACGACAUCACCAACAAGUGGAGCUUCGAUGGUCUGAGUCGAUGGCUGAAGGAAGUGGAAGAACAUGCUCCCGGCGUUCCGAAAGUGCUCGUCGGCAAUCGGUUGCAUUUGGCGUUCAAACGGCAGGUUGCGGCGAAACAGGCCGAACUGUACGCCUCCCGGAACAAGAUGGCAUGUUUCGAGAUUUCUCCGCUGUGUGAUUUCAACAUCCGGGAGUCGUUCUGUGAGCUGGCUCGGAUGGCUCUGCACCGAAACGGGAUGGAGCGGAUCUGGCGCUCGAACAAGGUGCUCUCGCUGCAGGAACUUUGCUGCCGGACAAUAGUGCGGAGAACUUCGGUAUAUGCCAUCGAUACCCUGCCACUACCACCUUCAGUUAAAUCCUACCUUAAAUCUUACGCCCUGACUUCGUCACAGUGUCUGAACAUGACGAAUCUGCACCACAACACGGCACCCGCUUCCAAUGCCAAAAACCUCAAGUGCAAAACACCCACCGGCCACCUGCGGUUACCGAGGAGUUCGGCCGGCGGGAUUGGGCUCGGCGGAAGCGUCAGCAGCGGCAACAGUUCGAUGCGGAACAGCUGUGUGAUAUCCUGAUUGGCGUCGGUGGUGGCCCGCCUUCGGAGGGUUUUCAUCGGAGGCUAUCGGAGGGGCCACCGUGGGGCAGCAGGAGGACGAAGACGGUGGUCCCGAGCAACGGGAUCCGGAACCCUGGUCGGAACGAAUGCCGGCGGAGCCAAAAGUGGCAGCGGCUGUUGUUUUUAGAAGGUUAGCAUAUUAUUAGUUUUUAUUUCUUGUUUUUAUUUGCUAUUGGUCAUAUUUUUCGGUUAAUUUAAUUUAUAUUUCGACGUUUAUUAUCUGCCGUUUUCCGAACGACUGUGGUUGUGCGUAAAUGCCCGGGGAAAGUUUAUCUAUUUGAAGAAGCGUUUUAAAGUGACGAUUGAGAAUGUUUUGAAUGCAUUGAUUGGAAAUGAAGAAGUUUGUACUAUUUCCGCAAUCGGAAGCUCAAUUACUCUACCUGUCUAUUAUUUAUGCCAUUUUUAUGAAUUCCAACAUAAUUUCUAGCUCUUUUUAAAUUUUAUUUAUACAUACAAAUUCACAUAUAUCCUUUUUCUAUCAAGGGUUCCCGAAUUUUGUUGUAAAAUGUCAAUAAUAAAGAGUCAAAAUUUGAAACUAACAAACUUGAUGAUAGAGGAGUGAAAAUAUCUACAUUUUAUUGAGAAAAUUUGCUCAAAAAUCAUAGCAAUAUCAUAAACUGACUUUUUUUUAGUUUUGAUAGUGAAAAAAAUGAGAAAAUUUGGAUCAAUUAAAAAAAAUUUCCAACUCCAGAUUCAAUAAGCAGGAACAAUCAAGAAAUGAGUUUUCUAAAUUGAAUCAAAAAUCGAGAAUCGAAAACCGUGAAUUGUUGAAUGUCGAGAAACAAGAUUGAAAAUAUCGAGAUCAAAAAUAGAGAGUCGAGAAUUGAAUAUCGCUGAUUAGAAAUCAACAAUUGAGUGUCAGUAAUUGAGAAUAAAUUUCACUAAAGAACAAUAAUCUGGAAUCGAGAAUCGAGAGUGGAUCUUUGAGAAUCGAGCAUCGACAUUGAGGAAUCGCGAAUCAAGAUUCCAGAAUAGUGCACGUGGAAAUCGAUUACCGAAAAUCGGAAAUUGAGAAUCAUGAAUCACGUAUUUUUUAAUGUAGAAUCGAAAUUCAAGAAUCAAGAAUCUGAAAUGUCGAGAAUCAAGAAUAAGGGGAACCAAGAAUCAAGAGCUGAGUCUUGACAAUCAAGAAUCGGGAAUCAAAAUUUGAGAAUCCAGAGUCUAGAAUUCAUAAUCGGAAACUUGAGAUAAAAAAUCUAGAAUCAAAAAUCGAGAAUCAAAAAUCGAGAAUAAAAACUCGAGAACUCAGAAUCGAGAGUCGAGAAUCGGAAAUCGAAAUUGGAAAAUUGAGAAUCAAGAAUGAAGAAUUGAGAAUCAAAAUUUGUGAAUCUUAAAUCGGAGGUCCAGUACUGUUAAUCGGGGACUAGACAUCGACAAUCGAGAGUAGAGAAUCGAGAAUUGAGGGCCGAGAAUCGAAAAUCGGAAAUGUGGAAUCAAGAAUCGUGAAACGUAAAUCGAGUGCCGAGAAUUAAAAAUCGAGCAACGAGUAUCGGGAAUCAAGAAUUGAGAUUCGAAAAUCGAGAAUCGUGGAUAGAGAAUAGAGAAUGAUGAACCAAGAAUGAAGAAUCAAGAAUCGAGAGUCAAGAAACAAGAAACGAGGAUCAAUAAUCGAGAGUCGAGAAUCGAAAAACGGCUGUCGGGAAUCGAGAAUUAAGAAUCUAAAAUCGAAAAUCAAGAAUCAAGUAUCGAAUAUCGAGAAUAAAUAAUCGUGAAUCAAAAUUUGAGAAUCAGAAGUCGAGAAUCAACAAUUGAGAAUUGAGAAUACGAGAAUCAAGAAUCAAAAAUCGAGGCUUGGAAAUAGAAAGUCGUGAAACGAGACAAGAAUGUCGAGAAUCGAAAAUCGAGAAUUCAAAAUCAGGAUUCGAGAGUCGAGAAUCGGGAGUUCAGGACUGAGAAUCGGGAAUUAGAAUCAAAAUCCGAAAAAUUAAAAUCUAGAAUCAAGAAUCGAUAAUCGAAAGUCAAGAAUUGAGAAUCCGGAAUUAAUAAUCGGGAAUAGGAAUUUAGAAUUAAUAUUCGAGGAUUCAAACAUCGAGAAUUGCAAAUCAAAAGCCGAGAAUCGAGAAACUAGAACUGUGAGUUCUAAAUAGAGAAUCAGAAAUUGUGAAUCGAGGAUGGAGCAUCAAGAACCCUGAAUUUAAAAUCAAGUAUCGAAAUCCGAAAAUCGAGAAUAGCGAACCGAAAUGUAUGGAUCGAAAAUUGAAAUCGUAAAUCUGCAAUCAAAAAUCGAAAGUUCAUAUCCUAGAAUUGGAAAUUGGAAUCGACAAUCCAUAAUUGUGAAUUGAGAAUCAAGAUUCAAGAUGAGAAAUCAAAUAAAUAAAAAUUGAGACUGCUCAAAAGAGAAUCGUAAUCAAAAAUUGCGAAAAAAUAAUUUAGAUUUGCGAAAUAAUUAUCGAAGUAUGUUCAAAAAUCUAAUCGAGGAUUGAGAACCGAGUAUUUAUAAAGGGGACUCAAAUUUCAAGAAUAAAGAAUAAAGAUAACAAAUUUUAGUUUAUGCGUUUAAAAAGUUGUUUUCAAAAUUGAAAUUGACAUAGGUGAAUAAACAGCGAGUCAGUUUUCAAUAACAAUCAAAUAUUCCUAAUUUCUCAAAAUUGAAUUUCUCGACUUGCAAAUUUUGAUUAUAUUUCGAUCAAAUCUUUUGAAAUUUUAUAAACACAGAGAAAUAUGACACUCUUAACUCGGCAGUAAUAAACAGAAGACGUUUUUCUCUAAAAAUAAUUACUAUCACAAGGUAAAUUCUACUCAUAUAUACCUAAUAUAUAUAUAAAAAAAAGUAAAACGAAAUGCUACCGCGAUCGGAUAACACAAUACCAAAUACUAAUUUAUACCUUUACGAUAAAUUAUUAAAAAAACAAAUUUCGGAAAAAAAACAGCGGAAUUGUUUUUUUUCUGUUAGAUAGUUUUUGUUGAAUCCAAACCGAACUUAACUUAACAAAACGACAAGGAGAAGAAAUUUUUUUUUCUCUAUCAGCGCAGGGCGCACUAAAUUUGCAAAGUGGAAAGCGCUCAACAGCUCUUUUUUUUUAACUACCUUUGAAAAUAAUUUCUAUCAAAUUUUCCGUAAGUCGCAGAUAAAAAAAAGUAUUAAAUCAACAAAGAAAAAACAAAUUUCCGAUAAAAUUACGUCCAACUGACUCACCAGAACAAACAAAUCAUAACCUCCAAUUACGUUUUCUCGAAUACAGCAAACAAAGUAGAAAACUGACCGUUUUACAAAACGCAAAUCUUACCUCACCUUAUUGUGGAAAAAAGAUAGAAGAAACACCACAAUAAUUUGUCCUUUUUUUCCGGCAUAUUUCGGACAAAAUAAAUGGUUUGAUUGGGGCACAGGAAAAAAAAUCACGUGGAAAAAUUAGCUUAAAUGAAUGCGAAUUUCAUUCAGUGUGUUGCCAUAUCUAAGUUUUUUUUUAUAAAGAAGUUUUCCCCUUAGAAGUUUUUCUCUGUUGUCGUCUAGUAGGUAAAAACUGUCGUUUGCGUUUAGACAUAAGGUGAGAAUCUCGACCUGUUUCUUCGGUUCUUUUGACUGUUUGGAAUUUGACAAACAAAAUAAUUAAUUCGAGAGAGAAUCAAAUGUGGUUCCGAUUUGUUUGUUCGCGCUUUUUUUUAACUACCUACUCUAAAAAUGUUAGUUCAACUUGAGUGUUUGUUCGUGUGUAUGUGAGUGACUACUAGUUUUUUUUUUGAGGAAAUAUGUAUAUUAAAAUAAGUCAAUAUAUAUUUAAAUUAUGAAACCGUGAUAUUUAAUCACCGCUGACUGAAAAACGAGUUGUAAACGCCCAACAGACAUGGAUUUAUUGAAAAAAAAAAUAGAAACACAACAGAAAAAAACAAUCCUAUAUUUAGAAGUGACAUUAUGAUCCGUUUUUUUAUGAAUAUGUCCUUUUGUAAACUGAAAUGGAUAGGAAAUCUAUACUUAGAGACUUUCACUGUAUUACAAAAGAGAGGAAAAAUACUUAUCGACACAAUAAACACAUAACCUGGAACAGUAAAUUACAAUUAAAGUUCAGAACAUUUAGGUUAAUGUUUUCUCUCAGUCGCACCUACUCGUCAAAUCUAUAAACGAGUGUCAACAUCAUUUUCACGUAGGUACACAAAUGGCAAACGCGCUCGAUUUUUCUAUUAUAAAUUUAAAAUAUGGAUCACAUUAAAAAGCAUAAUAAAAUUAACACUUUCAAGUAAAGAUUAUUUGGUAGAUACCGAAACAAACACUCACAAUAAAGAGAAAAAAAGAUCAUAACACACAAAAAACGAACAAACUUUGUGCUAUACCAAACCAAUCUAUCCCAUGAAGCAGCAGCGUAUGUAAUCUGCAGUUUGUAUUUGUAAAUUGUAUUUGAAUCGUUAGGUAAGUUAGUUACAUACUUAUUAUGUACGUACGUUAAGAUGAAGAACACGUGACAAUUAAUCGGGAGUUGAGACAACUCCAUUGUAAAUAUUGCAUACAACAAAUGAAAUGAAACACAAAAACAACUCACAUGCAUUAACAAAAAAAAACAAAUCAACAACAACAACA
Messenger RNA from Uranotaenia lowii, 5576 nucleotides. It is a transcript of the gene Rab40, whose product is annotated as ras-related protein Rab-40C. The record is from RefSeq and is a predicted model, not a curated record. Gene Ontology annotation, molecular function: GTP binding; GTPase activity. NCBI's taxonomy places the organism in Eukaryota, Metazoa, Arthropoda, Insecta, Diptera, Culicidae. Gene Ontology annotation, cellular component: synaptic vesicle; plasma membrane; endosome. Bases 171 to 1025 code for a protein of 284 amino acids. The transcript has 3 exons. Gene Ontology annotation, biological process: protein localization to plasma membrane; intracellular signal transduction.